Chanos chanos (milkfish) is the source of this 3301-nucleotide messenger RNA. It is a transcript of the gene arfgap3, whose product is annotated as ADP-ribosylation factor GTPase activating protein 3. NCBI's taxonomy places the organism in Eukaryota, Metazoa, Chordata, Actinopteri, Gonorynchiformes, Chanidae. The record is from RefSeq and is a predicted model, not a curated record. The transcript is spliced from 16 exons. The coding region runs from base 46 to 1608 and encodes 520 amino acids. Gene Ontology annotation, molecular function: GTPase activator activity. Gene Ontology annotation, biological process: COPI coating of Golgi vesicle.
CGGAUAUUGACGACGUCAGGUGAACUGUUCUCAGCUGGUGUGAAAAUGACUGACCCGAGUAAGCACGAUAUAGCUGCAAUUUUCAAACGUCUGCGUUCCAUCCCUACGAACAAGGUUUGUUUUGACUGCUCAGCCAAGAAUCCCAGUUGGGCCAGCAUCACCUAUGGCGUGUUUCUGUGUAUUGACUGCUCUGGAACGCACCGGUCACUAGGAGUGCACCUGUCAUUCAUCAGGUCUACAGAACUGGAUUCAAACUGGUCAUGGUAUCAGCUACGCUGCAUGCAAGUGGGUGGCAAUGCUAGUGCAGUGACAUUUUUCAAUCAGCAUGGCUGCACCACAAAUGCUGCAAAUGCCAAGUACAACAGCCGAGCUGCUCAGCUAUACAGAGAGAAGAUCAAGAGCUUGGCCACCCAGGCCACCAGACAGCAUGGCACAGAGUUGUGGCUGGACAGCCAGGCUCCACUCUCCCCAACAUCACCGCUGGAAAAGCAAGAAGAUUUUUUUAGCCAGCACACAAAGGUAAUCGAAGGAGCUGAACAGUCACUCCCAGUUAGCUUAAACACAGAGCCAACAGCACAUGACAAGAAUAAUAAUGAAGGUAAUUCUGAAGGAGGCCCAAGUGUUGACCUUCUCAGUGUCUCCCCCAAAGCUGUCACAGAACACUCAGCCUGUCUUAUCAAAAAGAAGCCAACCACAGCAAAGAAAACGCUGGGCUCUAAGAAAGGGGGCCUUGGGGCUCAGAAAGUGAGCAGCCAGAGUUUCACAGCACAGGAGAAACGAGCCCAGGCUGUGGACAAACUGAGAGAAGAAUCAAACAUCAAAAAGAGUGUUGAGUCUGAGGAACCCAUAGCGUCCUCUUUGAGACUGGCCUACCAGGAUCUGGAGGUACAGAGAAAGAGGGAUGAGGAGAGGCUAAAGGGUCUAGAAGGGAAGAAGAAGGAGCAGGCUGAGAGGUUGGGUAUGGGACUGGGCAGCAGGAGUGGUGUGUCUCACUCAGUACUGGCUGACAUGCAGACCAUCCAGCAGGAGUCUCCAGCCUCUGCUCAGUCAGGCAGAAGUAGGAGAUACAUAGAUGAGGAGGAAGAAGAGGAAGAGGAAGGCCUGUUCUCCUCCAGAAUGUCAUCCAGGUUCAUGGAUGAACCAUCCAAGUCCUCAGACCAGUUCUUCUCCCAGUGGGAUGAAUCUAAGAAAAAGGAGAGCAAGAAAGCAGAAUCUGAAUUCUAUUUAAGCUCUAAAAUGCCCAGCAUGGAGGAGAGGGCCACAUCAAGAAAGAAGCAUGAUACUGGACCUGUUGUUGCCUCUGAUGAUGCCCAGAGGAAAUUUGGGGACAUGAAGGCCAUCUCUUCUGACAUGUACUUUGGCAAACAAGACAAUUCAGAAUAUGAAGCAAAGGCGCGUCUGGAGAGGUACUCUGGUAACUCUGCCAUCAGCUCAGCUGACUUGUUCGAUGAACAGAAGAAACCAACUGGCUCAUACAGUCUGUCUAACGUCCUGCCCAAUGCUCCAGACAUGAGUCAGCUGAAGCUGGGUGUGCGAACUGUGGCUGGAAAAUUGUCCGUCAUGGCCAGUGGAGUGGUGUCCUCCAUACAGGAUCGUUAUAGUACUUGAGUACAGUUGGAGAAUGAACAUGGAGCACAUUUUGUCAAGGGAGUAGUCUCACAGCAUAGCCAAGGAUUGUCCAAUGAAUGUAGCAUGGUAUAGGUUACAGCUGCUUUACUGUCAUCUGUGAGGCAUAUAAUGAGUUUUUUGGAUCAGCAAAUCUACCUUGAUGCAGCCUUUUGGGGGAAAUUGUCUUGAGGAAACCCUGUUUGUGUAAUUUCAAAGUAGCAUAAUGGAUAUAUGUAUUUUUGUUGGUCUCAUGACAUUGUAGCUAAUAUUCACUAUAUUAUGAUCAUGCUAAAGGCUUCAAAUAAGAUUUUGUAUGUUUUUUUUUCUUCAUAUUUAGUUCCAUGUUUACUUCGAUUCCCUGAAGGGAAAACUUUGCUAUGGUGAACCUCUUACAUUAUCAAGUCAGGUUGGUUAGAUGCAGCUGAACUCUAAAUUUUGAAUUUAAAACUGGGAAGCUAUAUCUGAUCUUAAAGUUUUACAUGCCUUUAAGUGCACUUAAAAGUCCACACAAUUGUUUGUGGAUCACUGUUGGACCAAGUGUCUUAAGUAGGAUUUUCUUUAUCAAGUCAAAACAUUUACAUCCCUUACAUAGGAUGUUCUUUGAAUUUGUGGUUUGUGUAAAACCAUGUAAUUUGGUCCAAAAAAAGGAUGUUUCCACACAAAUUUAUGUGUUGGUGCAUAUUGAAAUGAUUUGUAAAUAGUUUUGCAGUGGUCUUGCCAUUGUAGUGUGUAACCAAAUUUGUCAUUUGAAAAACACAUUUUCUUUCAAACUUUCUUCAUAUAAAAAAGCUUUCUAGUGUAACCAGGGUUGCAUGUUUUCAAAAUUGGUGGUCAUAUUUGUUGUUACUUUCUGUAUUUACACUAGCAAAGGAUUUUGGUAGCUUUUUUUGCACAAUGUUGUGUCAUAAUUUGGGCUGUCUUAAGCUAAACUGCAGCUAAUUUGAUUGUAUUGAUUGGUUGGAAUUUUGGAGUGAGUUAGGUCACCUGCUGCAGCCCUGUGGAAAGAUAAGGUCAGUGGAAGAAAAUGACCAUCAUAGUGCUGCCCACUAGGGAAGUGGAUAUGUACUUUACCUACCAUUUAGUGUUGUCAGUGCAAUUUGUGGCUUUGAUAUUUACACAUGAACUACAUAGUUUCACUCUUGCCCAGUACUAUCAGACCAGAUUCAAAUAAACAAGACUUUAAUUAUUAGUUGAUUAUUUGAAUUGGAUAUUUUAUUGCUGGGUUUUCACAAACAAUGUAUAGUUUUGUGUUUACCGUGAACAUGCACAUGAAACCCCACUCGGCCUUGUGUAUUGACAUUGUAAUACCACACAGGACUAGUCUGACUUUGUAAUAUCACUUGUUUAUGUUUGUGCUAAAACUUUAAUUUGAGAAUGAAGUUGCCUUGAUUAGACUGAAUGGGAGGGAACUGCUGAAACAGUCAUGUGGAGGGAGGACAGGAUGAAAAUCAGGUUACAUAUGAAGUCCAGCUUUGAAUAUUUUAGCAAGUGUCUUGCAAACAACUCUUAGUUGACUAGACUUAGUUGAGCUUGCACCUUAUGAUGCUUUUGCACUACAUGGGGAAAGUUACUUGAGUAGGUGUUGGGAUGGUAAUGUUAUCUCUUUUAAUCAAGCAUUACCUUAAAUGAUGUAAACUGAAAACGUAAAUCAUUUGCUGAAAUUAAAUAUAAAUGGUUUAUUUACUUGAAACUA